This is a messenger RNA of Heterostelium album PN500, 486 nucleotides long. RefSeq lists its product as uncharacterized. The record is from RefSeq and is a predicted model, not a curated record. The transcript is spliced from 2 exons. NCBI's taxonomy places the organism in Eukaryota, Evosea, Eumycetozoa, Acytosteliales, Acytosteliaceae. Bases 1 to 486 code for a protein of 161 amino acids.
AUGAAGAAUAUAUUUAGAAGAUCAGUUCAGAUCUUUCACAAAAAAGAUAAGGAUAAAUCAGGAAAUAGCGAUAGUGAUGGAAGUUCAAGAGAUAGCUCACGUGGUGGAAGCAACAAUGAUUUGAAUGUCAAUGGCAUUCACAGUGGAAGCAACAGCAGUAAGAAGGAUAAAAAGUCAAAGAGACACUCAAAGAACUACGAUGCGAAACACUCGGAUGUCUCGGCAUCAUCGGAAUCACCACAAUCCAGUUUGCGUGGUAGUCCAGCGAUCUACUCACAGAAACAACAACAACAACAACCAAUUCCACAGGUUAUUGUUUCGAAACCGAGUGCACGUCGUAGAUUUGCCAGUGUUUGUACCGCCACAGAUCAACAAGAUGGUCGCGUCUCUCUUUGUAGCGGAGGACGGCAAGAAGAAGCAGAUCGACAUGGAGAUACUCGAGCGUCUGCGUUAUCUCGUGCACUGUUUGCCACCCGUUCACUUUGA